This is a messenger RNA of Scedosporium apiospermum, 864 nucleotides long. RefSeq lists its product as uncharacterized. NCBI's taxonomy places the organism in Eukaryota, Fungi, Ascomycota, Sordariomycetes, Microascales, Microascaceae. The transcript has 3 exons. The coding region runs from base 1 to 864 and encodes 287 amino acids. Gene Ontology annotation, biological process: transmembrane transport. Gene Ontology annotation, molecular function: transmembrane transporter activity. The record is from RefSeq and is a predicted model, not a curated record.
AUGGUUUUCCGCGCUCUCCAGGGCGAUGGUGCCUCCGGCAUCUUCUCCUUGACCGUGGUGAUUGAGCCCGACAUCACCCCCGGUCGCUGGUUAGGUUUGUACUCCAGUGUGAUUAGCUCCGUCUUUGCCUUCACCAGUAUUCUAGGACCAGAGUUGGGCAGUGCUCUUGCCGAGUAUUCCAGUUGGAGAUGGGUGUUUUUGCUCAAGAAACGCACAUGCGGCGGCCUCAAACUCCGUGUCGGCAAAUGGAAGCAUAUCGAUAUCCUUGGGGUAGUUCUCCUUCUCGCGUCCACCGUCCUCUUCAUCUACGCUUUGCAGAGCGCUCCGUCCUCUGGAUCUGGGCAGGGCUGGUCAAGCCCCACCAUCAUCGGCGGUUUGGUUGCGUCAGGCGUCUUGCUCACGAGGUAUUCUUGCCGAGAUAUUCGCCCAUAUCCCCUUUCUUCCCGUUAUCAUUACUCCUUCGCACGCUACAUCGCUUUGCUCAUGGUCUCGUUCCACUUCACAAUCAUCCAGCUUCCGCAGUGCCUCCUUCAAGUAAACACCAAGAGUCCUACAACAGUAGGCAUCCUUGUGCUUGCCAUCUUUCUCCCGUCAGCCGCUUUCUCCGCCCUCUUCGGCGGCCUUUACCGCAAGUUCCCCACUGCCCCUUUACAGUUAUUCCUUGGAGGAUGCUUCCAAGUCCGGGGGGUUGGACUUUUACCGUCCCUUCCGACAGGUCUACCCAUAGCCAGCAAGCAGUACGGCUUCGAGGUGAUUACCGGCGUGGGAUUUGGGCUCAUGCUCCCCUCUGUCCUGAUCUUAGCAAGAGAUUGGACUUCGAAGGAAUUAUACGAUAUUAAGAAGCCCUUGCUCUCAUUUCCAUAG